Messenger RNA from Sorex fumeus (smoky shrew), 167 nucleotides. It is a transcript of the gene SMIM38, whose product is annotated as small integral membrane protein 38. The record is from RefSeq and is a predicted model, not a curated record. NCBI's taxonomy places the organism in Eukaryota, Metazoa, Chordata, Mammalia, Eulipotyphla, Soricidae. Bases 12 to 167 code for a protein of 51 amino acids. The transcript has a single exon.
GCGGCCUUGGCAUGAGCUCCUGGUUUGGGGGGCCCGCGGGCCCUGACCCCCUCAUGGUGCUGCUGGUGGUCAUCCUGCUCGCCCGCUUCCUGCUGUGGUUCUGUCUCGGCACCUUCAUCGACUACAGACUGGCCCAGAGGUUCCCGCACAAGCCCAAGGAGGACUAG